This is a messenger RNA of Diaporthe citri, 255 nucleotides long. RefSeq lists its product as uncharacterized. Gene Ontology annotation, cellular component: mitochondrion; respiratory chain complex IV. The record is from RefSeq and is a predicted model, not a curated record. NCBI's taxonomy places the organism in Eukaryota, Fungi, Ascomycota, Sordariomycetes, Diaporthales, Diaporthaceae. The coding region runs from base 1 to 255 and encodes 84 amino acids. The transcript is spliced from 3 exons.
AUGUCGGACAGCGAUCGCGAGACCAAGCCCUUCAAGUUCGUCACUGGUGUCGACGCCCGUUUCCCCAACAUGAACCAGACCAAGCACUGCUGGCAGAACUACGUCGACUACCACAAGUGCAUCCUCGCCAAGGGUGAGGACUUUGCUCCUUGCCGUCAGUUCUGGCUGGCCUACCGAUCCCUGUGCCCCAGCGGAUGGUACCAGCGAUGGGAUGAGCAGAGAGAGGCCGGAAACUUCCCUGCGCGCUUGGAGUAA